Molecule: messenger RNA, 849 nt
Organism: Scheffersomyces amazonensis
Lineage: Eukaryota; Fungi; Ascomycota; Pichiomycetes; Serinales; Debaryomycetaceae
Exons: 1
Coding region: 52-828 (258 amino acids)
Biological process (GO): translation
Cellular component (GO): mitochondrion
Molecular function (GO): ribosomal large subunit binding
Source: RefSeq, a predicted model, not a curated record
GGUUGAGUUAUUCAAUUUGCAACUUCCCCUUAAAUAACCAUACACACGAAUAUGUUUGGAGUUAGCUUGCGUAAUUUUAGAGUAAUGGCUUCUAUGCCAAUUCAAAGACAAGUUCUUGCACAAAAAUUCGUUGUACAACGAUCAUUCCAUGUAUCAAAUAUUGUUUUAGCUAAAGGUAAAGGUAAAAAGAAUAAUAAAAAGGGUAAUGCUAAAGAAGAAGAAGAAGAAGAAGAAAUACAAGUUGAAGCUCCAACUAUAGACUUUAAUGAUGCCACUACUAGGUUUGAAAAUUUAAUUCAAAAAUUCAACAAGGCAGCUCUGGAAAUUAAGUUAGGUAAGAGUAACCCUAAUCUAUUUAAUAAAUUACAAGUUAAAAUCCAUGAUGAAUUCAUUCCUUUUACAAGUUUAGCACAAACAUCAGUUAAGGGUCGUAAUUUUGUUAUAACAUUAUUUGAUCCUAAUAAUGCCAAACAUAUAAUUAAUACUAUUUUAGGAUCAGAAUUGAAUUUAAGUGCUCAAGUUGAUCCAACUAAUAAAUUAGCAUUAAAAGUUCCUUUACCACCUAUAACUUCAGAAACAAAAAAGGAGAGUGCUAAACAUUUGAAAGAAAUUUAUGAAAAAUUUAAGAACGCAAACCCUAAGCAGCAUAAUGAGUCAUUGGGUAACAUAAGAGCUGAAAUUAGAUCUAAAUUUGAAAAGACUUUAAAGAGUAAUAAGAAGAAUGAUGCAGAAGUAAAAGAGUUGGCUAAAUUCGAUAAAUUACAUAAACAAUAUUCAGAUAAAUUAUCAGAAGCCUUUAAAACGGCAGAAACUUCUAUUUUAAAGUAAAAAGUAUGUAUAAAACCUUAU